AAGGUUACAACCUAUUAACUGAACAUUAUCUCUCAGAUAUAAAUAACCCUAAAACUCUUCACAUCAAACAAAAAGUCAAUGCCAUCGCCUACAUGGAUGACACAACAUAUAUAACAUCAACAAAAGAAGAGUUAAUAAAAUUACUCUCACUGGUAGAAGAAUUUUCCUCAUUUACAGGAAUGACCAUAAACCAUACAAAGUCAGAACUGCUUACAAUUAAUGUGACAAAGCCAAAAGAACAAAAAGCAUCAAUAGAAUUUGGAAAACAAAAGAUCACAGACGUGGUCUUAGAUAUUUGUAACACUAUUCGAAGAAAACGACUAACAGAUAAAGAAACUCGUUACAUUAUCAAUCAUUAUAAAGCAGGAUUCACUCAAACUGUCAUUAAUAGCAUAUGCACCACAAAGCUAGGAUAUGAGUUAUACGACACAUAUUAUAGAUAUGCACAACAACAUAUCAAUACCCUUAGUGCAAGGAUCAAUGACCAAUCAAUAAUGGGAGCUACAACAAGAAUCAGAUUACAAGUAGCACAAAAUCAAAUAUGGAUCCCAAAUUCAAUUUUAGAGGCAAAUAUUUCAAAAGAACAGAUAAUUUUGUAUCAAAACCUAACAUUAGACAUACUAAUGCUAGCAAAACAAUAUGGAAUAGAAUGGUCUACAUCAACUAUCUCCUUAAAAAUUACUACCACUGUUAUCUGUGUAAACCUUCUACAAUUUACAAAAACAACAGGAUAA
This is a messenger RNA of Dentiscutata erythropus, 734 nucleotides long. Lineage: Eukaryota; Fungi; Glomeromycota; Glomeromycetes; Diversisporales; Gigasporaceae. The record is from the annotation of a GenBank genome assembly.